GUGGAUUUGACGUAUGAAGCUUUACCACAUGCAAGAAUAGCAUGAUGCAACGCUUUACACAUCAUUCUGUCGCGUCUGUCGGCGAGGGACAGAUGGUUGGUCGAAUGACAUAGACAUCGUUCCUAUCUUUCCUGUUGUGGAUUAAAGCUGUCUGUCAAAGUAUUAAGUUUGCCUGCGAGAAAAUCAGCCAAUCCGCGAAUACCGCAAUGUCGGUCGUCCCUAGAACUCGUGCGCUUGCGCCCGGGGCUCGCUGUAUGCAUGGAAAAUGCGAGCUGCACACCAAGUUACAUACACUAUCCAGCGUUUCAAGCGUUCGCUCGCGCUAUUUCUCUCGCUCGCUCGCCUCGAGCCCACUUGCACAGGUAAUCGUUAGAGUGCCCUUACGAAAUGGCCAACACUGUGCCGAUUCACGACUUUAGCAACGUCACUGAACUGAAUGAGGAGCAAAAGCGUCAGCUGAGCGAACUGGAGCGGGCGCAGGGUGUUGCGAGCGAUGCGGGCUACCGCAUCGUGGCACCGCAACCCACCGCAAAGCUGCUCAGCGGCUACACCAUCCCACUCGUGGGGCUUGGCACCUGGAAGAGCGCCAAGGGCGAGGUGGGCGCGGCGGUGGCCACGGCGCUGCGUGCCGGAUACCGCCACAUCGACUGCGCGCGCAUCUACCAGAAUGAGCACGAGGUGGGCGAGGCGCUGGCGGCGGUGCUGGCGGAGGGCGUCGUGAAGCGAGAGGAGGUGUUCAUCACGUCAAAGCUGUGGAACACGGACCACGACCCGGCCCGUGUCGAGGCGGCCUGCCGCAAGAGCAUGGAGGACCUGCGGGUGUCCUAUCUGGACCUGUACCUCAUGCACUGGCCCGUCACCGGCACCCCGGGGCCCGAGGUGCAGCCGCCGCUGGCUGACACGUGGGCGGCCAUGGAGCAGCUGGUGGACAAGGGACUGGUCCGCACGAUCGGCGUCUCAAACUUCUCAGCCAAGAAGCUUGAGGCGCUGAUGGCCCGCGCCCGCAUCCAGCCCGCCGUCAACCAGGUUGAGGCGCACCCCUACUGGCGCAACGAGGAGCUGCGGUCCUGGUGCGCGGCCCGCGGCGUCCACCUCACCGCCUACUCGCCGCUGGGCUCGCCCGACAGCGCCGCAGUCAUUGGGCGCGCCGCGGACGUGCCGUCGCCCCUCAAGGACGAGACCGUGGCGGCCGUGGCGGCGGAGCUGGGCAAGUCGCCCGCGCAGGUGCUCAUCCGCUGGGCUGUGCAGCGCGGCACCAGCGUGCUGCCCAAGUCCGUCAACCCGCAGCGCAUCGCCGCCAACCUGGAGGUGCUGGUGGGUGGCUGGCAGCUGGCGCCGGAGCAGGUGGCGCGGCUGGACGCGCUGCCGGUGCAGCGCCGCAUGGUGGACGGCUCGUUCUGGGUGGACGCGCGCGGGCCGUACCGGAGCACCGCCGAGCUGUGGGACGAGUAGCGGGAUGGAUGGAGGAGAGGAUGGGGAUUGUAGAUGCCAGCCCAAAGCUCCAAGCUAAGCCGAACGGAGUGGAGCGGAGGAAGGGGUGGAGCUGGAGUUGCUGCCCUGCUAGCCUAGGGACGUUGCUGGCAGGUGGAUGGCGUCAUUGGAGUGUGUUGAGUGUGACUGGCUGGGAGAGCUGCCGUGCUUCAGGCGGUCACCGGCAGGGGCGCGAGUGUUCGUGGCCCGGUUGCUGGGUCGGGGGGUGGGCUUUUAUUCAGAACGCAGGAUGGCAGGCAUGACGCAUGCAGGAUGGCAGGGAGGAGUGUUGUCAAGGCCGCAAGAUUACUGGCGUUGAUGGUGCGGCGCGGAACAAGCAAC
Messenger RNA from Chlamydomonas reinhardtii, 1812 nucleotides. RefSeq lists its product as uncharacterized. NCBI's taxonomy places the organism in Eukaryota, Viridiplantae, Chlorophyta, Chlorophyceae, Chlamydomonadales, Chlamydomonadaceae. The record is from RefSeq and is a predicted model, not a curated record. The transcript has 9 exons. Gene Ontology annotation, molecular function: aldose reductase (NADPH) activity. The coding region runs from base 388 to 1452 and encodes 354 amino acids. Gene Ontology annotation, cellular component: cytosol.